Molecule: messenger RNA, 5590 nt
Organism: Schistosoma curassoni
Lineage: Eukaryota; Metazoa; Platyhelminthes; Trematoda; Strigeidida; Schistosomatidae
Source: the annotation of a GenBank genome assembly
UGGUAGCGCUCUUUUUGAGAUGUGACCUUGAGAGAUGCAGAAUUCUAACAGUAUUCUUAACUUAGUUCUGAUUGGCUUUCAUCACAGGAAGGGGUCUGUUGUUGAGCUAGUCUAUCCCUCACUGUCAUGUGAUGGUUCUGAUCCUACACAUCUCCCUCAUCCUUGGCGUCAUUUGCCUGCUUUAGCAAUAGCCGAUGGAGCCCAUAACUACACAAAAGAUUGCACAUAUUUCAGCUUACCUUCAAUAGAGAAGAAGGAUGUUGCUGUCUUUGGAAUUGCUUGUUACCGCCAGGCAGACUCGGCUUCGUAUGUUCAACCGAAUCCUGAGAUCACUCGAAACACUGUACAAAAAAGCUUGGUUGUACUAUCGAGAUUUCCACUUUUUAGUUUCAUCGCCCAUCAUCUUACGACAAUAAUUGAUAAUCUGUUUAAAAGCAAAGGUUUUACUCCAGAAAGUCUCCAGAACUCAUAUGAACAAUUAAGUCAUUUUGUAGACACUGUCUUAGGUGAUCCAGUUUCUUACCAAGAUGCACUAUUUUAUAAUUUAAGUGCGUCCAAUUUUGUUCGCGUUUACAAACGUGACGCAUUAUGUCUAUUCAAAUUACUUUUAUUGGAAAGACGUAUUUUAUUUACGGGAGAUUCUGGCGGAACUCUAUCAAAUUGGAUGUUAACUUUACUCAGUUUGUAUCCAGAUAUGUUACGUAGUGGUUUGUCACAAUGUUCCGUUAUUGAUCCCUCAUGGAUUUCAGAAACAAGUUAUUGGUCUAAUAUGAAUGAUUCCAGUUCAAAUAGCUUUAAUUCUUAUCAGUAUUCAUUAGAAGGAUCAUUAACUAAGAUCAGUGGACAAGUGUCAGAACAGAAUACAGAUUCAACUCUAAAUAAAGAAGAAGACGUUCAGCUUACUUCAAAUGUUGAUUCCAAGAACUCAGCCAAUAAUAUUGAUCCACCAAGAACUCAUAUAAUAACUGUAUCUGACACAUUACAUACGGAAUCAAAACAGUCUGUAAUAAAUGAGUCAUAUAAAAAAUAUCAAACCAACAAUUUUCUGGAGAAAAUAACUGACGAUUCAAUGUUCAAAUUUUCGUUAAAUUCACCAUUUCCUACUGAUGAUUGGGGAUUUCCUUUAUCUGUAUUUACGAAAUCUUAUUUAGCGCCUAUUUAUAUUCCCCUUGGUUUAAUGGAUAAACUACUAGAACAUUCUAGUCUUCCUAUGUCAUUCAGAUCAAGUAUUAAUUCACCAUCAUCUGGAAAUCAGAUUCUGACUUUAACCGAUCGAUCAGUACGUGGUUUUGUAGCUGGUGCAACCAAUCCCUUAUUGCAAUCAAACAAACAACUAACUGAGGUUUUCGUGUCAUCCUUAUCGCCUGUUAAGGAUAUUUGUGAAAACUACUUCCCGCAUUUGUCUGAACUAACCGGUGCAUUUGGAAAAUCGACCUUUGGGAUAGAAACAGAUUCUAUGUCGAGUCUUUCACUGUCUGAAAAUUCAACGAAAACUUCUUAUUCCAUUAAUGUCGAUAGUGAAAAGAAUACACAAAACACGGGAUCCAAAGUUUCAAAUUUUUCACGACCAUUUUCUUUGCCCAAAAGAUCACAACCAAUCAUUCAAAUAAAUUCAGAAAACAUUACUGACAAGUAUCCUGUCAACUCACGCUCUAUGCCUGUUCCACUGAACCGUGCAUUGCAACUAAGUCGUACUGAUAGAUUGUUUAUUGAUCAUUUGGUAAUGACUGUCAAUACAUGGUACAGUGCACAAAUAGACUAUUGUCAACAAUUGUCUUCCAAAAAAGGUGAAUUGGUAACAUCCCAUAGCUUUCAUAGAUUAGAUCAAUUGGAUACAGAAACUUUGGAACAGCUCACAUUAAUCCAAAAAACAGCCUUAUUAAGAUUUCCAUCUCAAACUAUUUUAGAUGCUUGGAUACGACAACAGUUUUUAAUUUAUUUAAGAGCAUUAUUAUUAUCUGCUCAAGGUUACAAUUCCAAUGCAUCAGACUUUCAGUCAGCCUAUUUAACUUGUUUUCGUUUAACAAGAAAUUUUUUAAUUUGGCGUUAUCAAUUUAUUCCAAGUCAAUUGUUUACUGUUUCUAAACCAGAACCAAUUCAUCAUAAUACUUCUGACACCCAAUUAAUCAACAAAUCAAUAGAUGAUAAUGUGGAAAUUUUAAAAACAACUGGAGAUUCAUAUAAUUCACAGUUGCAGGACUCAUGUACAACUUCACCAGACUCUGUUGCUGCUGUAGUCUCGCAACAUCCUGGACGUAAACUUGCAGAACCUGAUGAUUGGAAUCAAAUUGCUGGUAGUUUUAAAAAGUUGAGCAACAUGGCUGCUGAUCAAGGUCGGAGACUUGUCAGUCAAAGUGUUGCUGGUCUUGUGAAAUUCGGCAACUGUGAGAGCGAAUACACCAUACCUUACUUUGGAUUACACCACUGGGGAGUUCAUCGAUACGUUUGGAAUUACCAAGCAUCUAUAAUUGUGGAUUUAUUGUACCAGAUUAAAGCCGAACACGCAUCAUUUUGGGUGAACUUAAACGCGAACGUCAAGUUUAUUCCAAACGUCAGAAGUUUCAUAGCUGUGCCCUCAGAGCAAAUUUCUGAAGAAAAAAAGAGAAACAGAAAAGCAGCAAGGCACCUGAAUAUGAACGCCAAACGUUGCUUAACAUUGUGUAGUAGAACAGACAGAGAGUGAAAUGAAGUCAGAGGCUCCAUAUUAGAGAAUGCAUUAAUAAAGAACAAAGAGUUGUGUCAUUUACCAAGUUGGAGUAAGCUUGUAGUGGUAUUGGACAAUAGCCACACAAUCCACAAAGCUGUGAACACGAGACUACUCAGAAAAUAGAUAUUCAAUAUUUAACGCGGAGAAAUACCUAACAAUGGAAAAGGCGCGAACAAGGAAUUGAAUGGGCUGGAGUUGAUCGAGUGGCAUGGCUCGGCCAUGCAGGCGUGGUCUCUGCUGAAUGUUACCUUAUAUCUUCUAUUCAUAUUAAAUAUAUUGUUCUUUCUCUAGCCUAACCUUGUUCUACAUCAUGUAUUGGUAAUUGAUGCGAUACAGUGAGUUGGUGUAGUCGAUGGUGUGACUUCCACGUAAGAUCUUAUAGAUUAGGCAGUUAUAUCAUGACAAAUCUACAAAUUUAGGAUUAGGUCUAUUAUUAGAGCAGUACUAAUAUCAUAGUAGACCAUAAUUCUACAUUGGUGAGCCCAACUAAAGAAACGCAACCUAUUAUUGUUAAUCCUUAUUUCCACCUUAACCUUCUCAAUCGGUUUUUAUUUUUGUAAACCCACUAUUCUAAUAGUCCUUUGAUUAAUGGUCACAUAUAUUAUCGUAAUGUUAUAUCUAUUAGUUCACAUAACUUACUAGCUCAAUCGAUAAUAAAAGUUGAUCAUCUAUAUCAACCAAUUAGCUUUGAUGGUUCGUUAACAAGCUUUAAUAGCAUUUACAUGCUUCAGCAACAUAGACUUGUUUAAACAUCAAGCUCUAGCAAAUAUGACCUGCAAAUAGCGUAAGUAUACAUUGACUAACAAUGCAAUCAAGGACUAAAUAGUUAUCGGGAUCUAAUUGUCAGUGUUCCUUCACCUGACACAUCCUGUUUUAAACUAUGCACUAUCCUGUAAUAUCUUUUCUUCUGACCACUGCCUGCCUAAUUUCAUAUUUUCGAGUUCCAUUGCCAAACAACAAGGAUGACACUUCUCCAAAAACAUACGGUGAGUUUUAUCUAUAGGUUUUCUGCAAUCAUAAGGUCAUUUUAGAUGGCUCGUUCAAUAACAACCACACAAUUAACUGAAUUCGUUCGAUUGUUCUAAUCCGAGCGAGUGGCAGAAACGUCAACACCAUCAAGCACCCUGGAAUUAAUUGCCAUACUGCAUGUUUUAUUCUGGAUACUUUUGGAUCAUUACUACUCCUUACGAAUGGCGUUAUAUAUGUCGUCCACUGAAUAAUCUAAUUUUUAGAAAUAAUCCAGCUUACCAAUACCCGGAGGAUUCUUAUUAUCCUUGGUAACCUCCGGCGCGCGACGAUCCCAUCCAAUUUGGUAUCGAACCAACAUCACGUUGAUUCUGGUGGGAGAGUAGUGUAGUGGCAUUGGACAAUAGCCACACAAUCCACAAAGCUGUGAACACGAGACUACUCAGAAAAUAGAUAUUCAAUAUUUAACGCGGAGAAAUACCUAACAAUGGAAAAGGCGCGAACAAGGAAUUGAAUGAGCUGGAGUUGAUCGAGUGGCAUGGCUCGGCCAUGCAGGCGUGGUCUCUGCUGAAUGUUACCUUAUAUCUUCUAUUCAUAUUAAAUAUAUUGUUCUUUCUCUAGCCUAACCUUGUUCUACAUCAUGUAUUGGUAAUUGAUGCGAUACAGUGAGUUGGUGUAGUCGAUGGUGUGACUUCCACGUAAGAUCUUAUAGAUUAGGCAGUUAUAUCAUGACAAAUCUACAAAUUUAGGAUUAGGUCUAUUAUUAGAGCAGUACUAAUAUCAUAGUAGACCAUAAUUCUACAUUGGUGAGCCCAACUAAAGAAACGCAACCUAUUAUUGUUAAUCCUUAUUUCCACCUUAACCUUCUCAAUCGGUUUUUAUUUUUGUAAACCCACUAUUCUAAUAGUCCUUUGAUUAAUGGUCACAUAUAUUAUCGUAAUGUUAUAUCUAUUAGUUCACAUAACUUACUAGCUCAAUCGAUAAUAAAAGUUGAUCAUCUAUAUCAACCAAUUAGCUUUGAUGGUUCGUUAACAAGCUUUAAUAGCAUUUACAUGCUUCAGCAACAUAGACUUGUUUAAACAUCAAGCUCUAGCAAAUAUGACCUGCAAAUAGCGUAAGUAUACAUUGACUAACAAUGCAAUCAAGGACUAAAUAGUUAUCGGGAUCUAAUUGUCAGUGUUCCUUCACCUGACACAUCCUGUUUUAAACUAUGCACUAUCCUGUAAUAUCUUUUCUUCUGACCACUGCCUGCCUAAUUUCAUAUUUUCGAGUUCCAUUGCCAAACAACAGGGAUGACACUUCUCCAAAAACAUACGGUGAGUUUUAUCUAUAGGUUUUCUGCAAUCAUAAGGUCAUUUUAGAUGGCUCGUUCAAUAACAACCACACAAUUAACUGAAUUCGUUCGAUUGUUCUAAUCCGAGCGAGUGGCAGAAACGUCAACACCAUCAAGCACCCUGGAAUUAAUUGCCAUACUGCAUGUUUUAUUCUGGAUACUUUUGGAUCAUUACUACUCCUUACGAAUGGCGUUAUAUAUGUCGUCCACUGAAUAAUCUAAUUUUUAGAAAUAAUCCAGCUUACCAAUACCCGGAGGAUUCUUAUUAUCCUUGGUAACCUCCGGCGCGCGACGAUCCCAUCCAAUUUGGUAUCGAACCAACAUCACGUUGAUUCUGGUGGGAGAGUAGUGUAGUGGCAUUGGACAAUAGCCACACAAUCCACAAAGCUGUGAACACGAGACUACUCAGAAAAUAGAUAUUCAAUAUUUAACGCGGAGAAAUACCUAACAAUGGAAAAGGCGCGAACAAGGAAUUGAAUGAGCUGGAGUUGAUCGAGUGGCAUGGCUCGGCCAUGCAGGCGUGGUCUCUGCUGAAUGUUACCUUAUAUCUUCUAUUCAUAUUAAAUAUAUUGUUCUUUCUCUAG